GUCCUCACCCGCCCCCGGGCUCCGCCGUCCCUCACGCCCCUCCUCGGGUCACCCCACCCCCAGCCAUCUUUCUUCGGGGCGGAAGUAGCCUAACCGGCGCUGGCUCCCCUUAAAGGAGCAGGGACAGCAGGGACGUUGGUGUUAAGCUUGGGGUCAAGAAGCAAAGCGACCUGAGCAGAGCUCACCAUGUCCAAACGACUCCCUGCUCGAAGGCUGGAUGGAUUGGAAUACAACCCCUGGGUGGAGUUUAUCGAUCUGUCCAAAGAGUAUGAAACUGUGAACUUGGGCCAGGGCUUCCCCAACUUCCCACCCCCAGACUUUGCUGUGGAAGCUUUUCAGCAGGCCGUCAGCGGGGACUUCAUGCUCAACCAGUACACCAUGGCCUUUGGUUACCCACCCCUGACAAAGAUCCUGGCAAGUUUCUUUGGGAAGCUGCUGGGACAGGAGUUGGACCCACUUGAGAACGUGCUGGUGACCGUGGGUGCCUACGGGGCCCUGUUCACAGCCUUCCAGGCCCUGGUGGACGAAGGAGACGAGGUCAUCAUCAUCGAACCUUUUUUUGACUGUUAUGAGCCCAUGACAUUGAUGGCUGGGGGUCGCCCUGUGUUUGUGUCCCUGAAGCCGAGCCCCACCCAGGAUGGGGAGCUGGAUUCCAGCAGCAACUGGCGGCUGGACCCCACAGAACUGGCCAGCAAGUUCACGUCCCGGACCAAAGCCCUGGUCCUCAACACACCCAACAACCCCCUGGGAAAGGUGUUCUCCAAGGCAGAGCUGGAGCUGGUGGCCAGGCUGUGCCAGCAGCAUGACGUGCUCUGCAUCGCGGAUGAGGUGUACCAGUGGCUGGUCUAUGACGGGCUCCAGCACAUCAGCAUUGCCAGCCUCCCUGGCAUGUGGGCUCGGACCCUGACCAUCGGCAGUGCUGGGAAAACAUUCAGUGCCACAGGCUGGAAGGUGGGCUGGGUCCUAGGCCCAGAUCAUAUCAUGAGGCACCUGCGGACUGUGCACCAGAACUCCAUCUUCCACUGUCCCACGCAAAGCCAGGUUGCAGUAGCCAAGAGCUUUGAGCGGGAGCAGCUCCAUAUGGGCCAACCCAGCAGCUACUUUGUGCAGUUGCCAAAGGCCAUGCAGCGAAACCGUGACCACAUGACACACAGCCUGCAGUCUGUGGGCCUGAAGCCCGUCUUGUCCCAGGGAAGCUACUUCCUCAUCGCAGACAUCUCAGACUUUAAAAGCAAGAUGCCUGACUUGCCUGGUGCCGCAGAGGAGCCAUAUGACAGACGCUUUGUCAAGUGGAUGAUCAAAAACAAGGGCCUGGUGGCCAUCCCGGUCUCCAUCUUCUACAGCGUGCCACAUCAGAAGGACUUUGACCACUACAUCCGCUUCUGUUUUGUGAAGGAUGAAGCCACACUCCAAGCCAUGGACAAGAAGCUGCAGAAAUGGAAGGCUGAGCUCGGGCCCUGAGGCUGUCCCUCGCCCUGCACCACACUGUCCCAUAGCUCUCUGUCCCUGUUCCAGCUCUCUCCACAUCGUGGAGGAUGGUACUGCUCUAUGAUGCAGAGUGUUCCCAAGGAAGAGCCCCUCCUUGGUCUUGGGGCCUCAGCAGUCCCCUCCCACAGCCUGUGUCCUGGCUCAGAGGCCAGAGAGGCCUGACCUGGGACUCUCCUUCUCCCUCCCUAGUUGGUUUUCAGUCUCUUCUGUUCUCCCCAGACUUGGCUGGGGCUGAACAGGGCAGAGUUUGAGGCCUGGAGUCCCAGCAGGGUCCCCAGCCCUGCACUCACCGUGCCUCAUCUCAGCCUGUUGCCGGGAAGCCAGCUCCAGGCUUGAGUCCUUUUGCCCAUAAUAAAGUUUGAAGUUUGCAAACCUCC
Molecule: messenger RNA, 1865 nt
Organism: Ictidomys tridecemlineatus (thirteen-lined ground squirrel)
Lineage: Eukaryota; Metazoa; Chordata; Mammalia; Rodentia; Sciuridae
Source: RefSeq, a predicted model, not a curated record